AUGCGCGUCUUCAAAACGAGCGCAGCCGCUCAAGCAAGUAGAGAGGUGACCGCCCAGGCGCGCCAUCGCCCGUCGCGGGCCGCGGGCGGCGCGCACGAGGCGUCGCGGUGGCCAGCGAACUGCACUGCGGUCCUGCUAAGCGUGCUCGCAGCGUCCGCUCCGAUCGCGGCGCCGCCCACAGCGGGGGCCGCCGGGGAGUCCCCGUACGCACUCGCGGCUAAGGGCAACGACUAUGGGCUCCUGAACGGCCGCAUCCGCGCGUGCCAGGGCAAUCUCAACCCCAACUGCGUCAGCACGUCCAGCCUCACGGGCGCCUACGCCCCUGCCUGGCGCGCGCCGGAAGGCAUGGACACCAAGGAGGCUAUCGAGCUGAUCAAGGACACGGUGAUGCGCGUCGGCGGCGCGGGGUCGCGCGUGCUGGCGGACGAGGUGGUCGCGGAGGGCGCGACGCGGUACGUGCGGAUCAGCGUGCCCAGCAAAAAGUUCCCGGAGGACGUCGUGGAGUUCCUCAUCAAGCCCGAGGGCGUCACGGACCGCAACUGGGAGGGCGACCGGCCCGGCGCGCUCGUGCUGUACCGCUCGAUCGCGGGCGGGGUCAAGUACUUGUACCCCCUGACGCAGCCGAUCGGCGACGGGAACGCGCAGCAGAAACGGAUGCAGACGGUGCGCGCGGAGCUGGGGUGGAAGCUUGUCGGGUGCGAGCUGAUCGAGUGCUACGGGGAGUGA
Messenger RNA from Pedinophyceae sp. YPF-701, 726 nucleotides. NCBI's taxonomy places the organism in Eukaryota, Viridiplantae, Chlorophyta, Pedinophyceae. The record is from the annotation of a GenBank genome assembly.